Messenger RNA from Darwinula stevensoni, 852 nucleotides. NCBI's taxonomy places the organism in Eukaryota, Metazoa, Arthropoda, Ostracoda, Podocopida, Darwinulidae. The record is from the annotation of a GenBank genome assembly.
AUGCGAAAUAGCAUCGGGAUCGCGUCAGGCCGACGAUGCACCGUUGCGACCGGCCCUUCCUGUCUGAAUCUAAGAAUCGCCAUCCCCAUCGAACGAGUGGAGAUUCCAAAAGGGGAAUCCUUCGGGGAAAGCGGCGGACCCCCGCAUCACCCUCCCCCGCCCGCCUCUCAAGAAGGCCCCGUCCUCCUCCGGGACCCCCGCCGUGCUCCGCGUCGAGUGGGUCGCCAAGCGACGCGGGUCCCGACCGCUGGGACGUGCCCGGCGAUCAAUGAAAAACGCUGCCCGAGGUUUGCCCCGAGGGCGUGCACCAACGACACGGACUGCACGCUGGGUCAGGUCUGCUGCCAGGGGUGUGACGCGAAGAAGGUCUGCGUGAGAGCCGAUAACAAUGAAUGCCCGAAAACAGAGGAUAUGCAGUGCUCAACCGUGUGUUCCAGCGAUUCGGACUGCCAGAACGGAACUCUCUGCUGCGACGAAUGCAACCGCAAGAUCUGCAUGCCACCCACCGCUGGGACGUGCCCGGCGAUCAAUGAAAAACGCUGCCCGAGGUUUGCCCCGAGGGCGUGCACCAACGACACGGACUGUACGCUGGGUCAGGUCUGCUGCCAGGGGUGCGAUGCGAAGAAGGUCUGCGUGAGAGCCGUGACGACCUGCAACGAUACGACCUGCGCCAGCGGCCAGACUUGCGCGAUGGUCCGCCCCACCUGCAACCGUCAAAGCACCACCUGCUACCUCAAGCCAACCUGUCUCGCUGCAGGUAAGCGGUGUGAGUACGUGCGAUGGCGUACAAUGCCGGAGGGAUCGCGUGUGCGUGCUGCAAGAGGUGAGGAACUGCAAUGCCCCGCCGUGUAA